Aedes aegypti (yellow fever mosquito) is the source of this 981-nucleotide messenger RNA. Its product is annotated as zinc finger protein 362. NCBI's taxonomy places the organism in Eukaryota, Metazoa, Arthropoda, Insecta, Diptera, Culicidae. The coding region runs from base 1 to 981 and encodes 326 amino acids. The record is from RefSeq and is a predicted model, not a curated record. The transcript has a single exon.
AUGUACAAGAAAUCGGAGUUGAUACUAGUUUCAUAUCCGUUGACCGGAACACUACCGAAAAGGGUGGAAGUGCCAAGUUGGUUACGACAAAAGCGCAAGCUCCCGGAAACUGCUUCUAUUCGUGUACGGUCUAGCGAUCUAUUACCAGUGAAAUCUACGCUUCAAUCGCCGACUAUAACUUCGGAAAUCGGUGCUGCGUCGCCCUUAAAAGUUCAAAAGGUUCUGCCAAGUUCGGACAACGUCCCAACCCAGAUCCUCCAGCAAAGCAUAACUCCAGAUCGCUCAACGGUUAUCCAGGAGAUGCAGACGUACGUCGAGAUGUAUCAACACUCUGCCCAGAUCACGCAGCAAUACCAGUACCAGUCAUCACCAGUCUUCCCACCUUCUACUCAACCACCCAGACAAUAUCCGGUUCUGAAACAACGAUUACUACAGCCCUCAUUAUCCACCUCAAUCAAUCAUCAAAAUCUCAUCCCACUGACCAACCAGAACCAGCAGCCCCAUCAAACACUUCCUCAUAAAAGCGCAUCGCAGCAACCUUUGCCGCAGCCAUCACAGCAGUCAGCGAUCCCGCCUUCCGUUCCCGUAUACCAGUGCAAGGCCUGCUGCUACAUGUUCCUCAACCAGCACCAUCUGUUGGCACACACGCGUAAGCAUGCCUUCCACGGAGAAUACCGCUGCGGCUGCGGACGCCCAUUCCGGGCGAUGCAUGACUUCGUGAACCACCUGAAGCAGCACAGCACCAUCUCGUGGUGUGAUCUGUGUGGGGAGCAGUUCGCGGACCGACACUGGGAACUCGGGCCGCAUCUGGAUCGGCACGUGCAGGUUGGGCUGGCCGAGGCGUGCGACUUCUGUUCGCUGGUGUUCAUCGACUUGCAGAGCCGGAUACGGCAUGUGGGGUCUUGCCACGAGGUUGAUCUUCGGCAGACGAUGGAGCUGAACGGGGGUGAGAUCAGGGGACAGGGGGCGUGGGGUCAAUAA